AUGGCGCCGAUAACUACUGCCUCAAACGACGAGACUCAUGCCGCCCUCCUCGAUCAACUCGACAUGCAAAAGCUACCCAAACCCUUCCGCAACCCCAACUGGAAACCACCGCAACGUCGCAACAAGAAUCUCAAACAAAUAUUGUCGGAAGCACAACGAGCACAGCAGAGUAUCAUGAAUACACAGCAGAAUUCUGGCGCCACGACGCCUCAACCCGUGACCGACGGCGAAGCCACGACAGCUAGUCUAAACCCGAACCCUGCGCAAGGAAGCCAGGACUUGAGCAGGUUGGUAUUAGAUAAAAAUGCUCGGCACGCGAAUGGAGGAGGACUUGCUGUACCCUCCAAUAUUAUUACGGGACCUAGUAUUACGUACACCAGUAUUCAGGCACCACCGAGUCUGAAGCCUAAGACAAAGUACUGCGAUAUCACCGGUCUGCCUUCAAGGUACAUAGAUCCAAAGACUGGAUUGCAGUACUAUAAUGCCGAGAUCUAUCAGAUAAUCAAGGGCUUGAACACGGCACAGGUCCAAGAGUAUCUGGCCAUACGAAAUGCGAAUACUGUGCUGAAAGCGGCAGAGGCAGAUGGCGAGACCAUCACCGCAUGUUCAACGCGUCACCGAGAGGGACAAUCGUAUGAAGAUGCAGACAAUAUCACUACAUCGUCAAAGCAUGCCUUCGAGCAUGUUGCAUCACGAUCAGGAAGUAAAUCUAGUGCAGAGGCAUCUCGAGUGAGGCGAAGACCACGGGGAUUCAAGAAGCGCAAGACUUAUAGAAAGCUGCUGGAGAGCGCUACUUCAGAUGAGCCAUCCACUUCUGCAGAACCCGCAUACACUAAGUCCGAAGACGGUGAGCUUGGCGGUGUCAGCGAGGACAGCCAGAGCACAACUCCAAAGCGUGCCAAAACCACAUCCAGAGCGAAUGGGACGUCUGCUCCCAACGCAGCAACACGGACUGGGAGGAAGCGAGGUAGAGCAGAGUUGGACCAGGAAGCCGAAAAUUCGGAUCCGGACCGCGAAGACGAAUUGCAAGGAGAUGCCUCGGAUCGCUAUGACGAAGAAGCUGCAUUGGAAUUGUUGAACUUGCAUCGCCAGGAGGCGUACCACGACGAGCGACAUAGGAGGAUAAUGGAAGCUCGCAGAUUAUCUCAAAUUAAGCAAGCUGCUCAGGUAAAGCAAGCAGAAGAUACUACGCCAAAGUCGGAAGGGCGUCGUGGAAAGUCGAGAAAGCCGCGCUGGAUGACGGAGCUGGAACAUGCAGACCCUGACCCAGAGGUCGACACUAUCAAUAAUGGGCCGAAGCAUAGCAAACGCCAGUCGGGCAUGCGAGAGACCGGGUCUCUGCUUGGCUUGAGAAGUACGAGUCAUGGGGCGAGGAGGUGGAGUGAUCCUAACGUCCGGCGCUAG
Molecule: messenger RNA, 1404 nt
Organism: Recurvomyces mirabilis
Lineage: Eukaryota; Fungi; Ascomycota; Dothideomycetes; Mycosphaerellales; Teratosphaeriaceae
Gene: IES6
Product: chromatin-remodeling complex subunit ies6
Exons: 2
Coding region: 1-1404 (467 amino acids)
Biological process (GO): chromatin remodeling
Cellular component (GO): Ino80 complex
Molecular function (GO): protein binding
Source: RefSeq, a predicted model, not a curated record